Bufo gargarizans (Asiatic toad) is the source of this 1415-nucleotide messenger RNA. RefSeq names its product G protein subunit gamma 5 (gene GNG5). The record is from RefSeq and is a predicted model, not a curated record. The transcript is spliced from 3 exons. Gene Ontology annotation, cellular component: heterotrimeric G-protein complex. Gene Ontology annotation, biological process: G protein-coupled receptor signaling pathway. NCBI's taxonomy places the organism in Eukaryota, Metazoa, Chordata, Amphibia, Anura, Bufonidae. The coding region runs from base 77 to 283 and encodes 68 amino acids. Gene Ontology annotation, molecular function: G-protein beta-subunit binding.
CGCAUGCGCGGCCCCUAGCUUCUGCUUGUGAAGAGAUACACAGCGGAAAAGUUGGGCGGAAAGUUUAGCAGCCAACAUGUCGGCGACAGCGAACGUGUCCGCUAUGAAGAAGGUGGUGCAGCAGCUGCGGGUGGAGGCCGGCAUCAACCGGGUGAAGGUUUCUCAGGCGGCCGCUGAUCUGAAGCAGUUCUGUAUGCAGAACGCACAACACGAUCCCUUACUAACUGGAAUCUCUUCGAGCACAAAUCCUUUCCGACCUCCGAAAGUUUGCUCUUUUCUGUAAAUUUUUAUUUUAUUUUUUCCCGAUGAUUUAAUUAACUUUUAGCUGGAUGACCAUUCGCUCGACGUAACUCUACAAAGCUGACCCAUGGGAUGUGCCAAGUUUUCUACUGUACAUGUCCAGCACCGAAAAUGUAACAUCUACCUCUCCGUUGUGAGCUACUUGCAGUGAUUUGCGUUUCUUAUCAUUUUAACAGAAAAAAAUCAGUUUUCUACACUGGUGACUAAUCACAAUAAAUGUUUCCUUUUAUAUUUGCCUGGGUUUACGUAGCGCCUUUUUGGUCGACUUUUAGAAUCCAUGUUAUGUCUGCAUCUCUCGCAGUUCAACUGAUCUGACCUCUGCUGGCUGUGCUGAUUUACGCUUGAUUCAGGUGGAUUUCGGGAGGCCUGUCUGAAUAAGGGCUACGACCACACAAUGCGUGCUCAUGGGGCGUUCAGGAUGCGGCCGUGCUGCUGUUAAGUAGGGCCACAGCUGAACUAAUGAAGACCUCCCUGCAUAGCCGGUCUGCAUUGUUAAUGGCCGCAUGGCACCUUCAAUACCGCACGACUAGUAACAAUACAGACCCACUGAACAGUGCGGUCUCAUUAGCUUAAUUAGACCCGUACAACCGCAGCCGUGGUCGACCACAGCAUGGCUGCACCGCGUGGUCGUAGACUUAAUCUACCAUGACUAGAGAAAUUAAAGAACCAUUUUAAUGUGAUUUGAAAUCUUAAAUCUAGAAGGGAAGCAAAAUAAUAAAAAAAAAAUCUAGGUUUCUGUAAUGAUGACCUUGAUUUGAAAUAUUAGAUAGCGGAUGCACAUAAUAAAAUAUCUCCUUUUAUAGAGGCUGUAGGAAAGUUUUUAAAAAGUAGGGUUUAGCCCUUACAUGGCUUCCCUGUAAUUUGGUGUCCUACCAGGCAGUGCUAUCGGGGGACAGUUCUGUAUCGGUUUUCUCAGAGCUUACACAAAUAUAUAUAUAUAUAUAUAUUAAUCUCAUUGUAACCAGCAAAAAAAAAAAAAAACUUCAGUAAAACAUAACUGUUUGUGGCAAAUUGUCCCGGAAGUCUACAUUUUAUGUUGAUGCAGAGUAUUUGUGGAUUUUUAACAUGUGAAAUGUUUCUACGCUCAAAGAAAGUAAUUAAAAUGUCUAACCACA